Molecule: messenger RNA, 2473 nt
Organism: Solanum verrucosum
Lineage: Eukaryota; Viridiplantae; Streptophyta; Magnoliopsida; Solanales; Solanaceae
Product: sister chromatid cohesion protein PDS5 homolog D-like
Exons: 18
Coding region: 173-2215 (680 amino acids)
Biological process (GO): mitotic sister chromatid cohesion; DNA repair
Cellular component (GO): nucleus; chromatin
Source: RefSeq, a predicted model, not a curated record
AAGCUAGUAGGUUCCCAGGGUGACGUGGCAUUUUGAUGAGUUGGCGGGUUCUCAACAACCUGGUGCUUUUCCACGUCGGAAGUGACCUGGCCCCUACCUCGUUUGUAUAAAAUUUCUUGAUGUGUGUUACCGAAAAUUAAGUUCUUGUUUUUGAAACAGAGUUCUUCUGGCAAUGGCUAGUUCUGGCUCCUCCUGUGCUGACUGGAAAAAGAUGGAAGACGAGUUCACAGCUUAUGGGAUGAGCCUCAUGAAUCCUCCCUCUUCCAUUGAUGAGCUCUUCAAACUUCUUCAGAAAGUUGAGUCUUUACUGAAAAUGGUAAGUCAGGACCCAUUUGAUUCGACCACAAGUGCAAUUCAACCUUUAAUGAAAGCACUGGUUAGGAAUGAUCUAUUGGGGCAUACGAGUGAAGAUGUCAAAGUUUCAGUGAUUUCUUGUAUCACUGAAAUUUCUCGAAUAUAUGCCCCAAAGUACCCUUACAAUGAUCAUAGACAAAUGGAGGAAAUUCUCCGGCAAACUGUAAUGGCUUUAAAAAAGUUAGCUGAUGUUACUAGCCGCAGCUACCGGAAGGUGGUCCGAGUUCUGGAAAUAUUCGCAAAAGUAAGGUUAAGUGCAGUGGUAUUGGACCUCGAAAAUGAAAAGCUAAUCAGCGAGAUAUUCAAAGUCUUUCUCGAGGUCAUCAGGCCCUACCAUCCUCAUAAUAUAUUCACUUGGAUGAAAGAAAUCAUGAUUCGGCUCAUAAAAGGCAGUGAUGAAAUCUCAGUAGAGCUUCUACGGCUUCUUCUUGAUAGUCUCAAAAUUGAUAAUCAGAUGGAUUCACCCGUUGCAUCACACUUGGUGGAGGAAGUCCUAAAAGACUGUGCUGCCAUUGUUAAACCUUACUUUGCAGAAGCCCUAAAGUCAAUGGGCUUAAAUUCUGGUGAUUAUGCUGAAACGGUUGCCUUAUUAUGCAAUGAAAUGCCAAAAGGAAAAGAAAUGAUGGCAACUGAAAAUGCACCUGAUACUGUACAUCGCAUAAAAGUUGGUCCAUCUGAGGCUAAAUGUUGUGAGCCAGCGCGGCAGGAUGACACUCACAGGGAGAAGCUAAAGGAUACUUGUACAACAAACAUCAUGAAACCUGUCAAUCCAGAAGAUGUGCAACCAGCAACAAAUGUGCCAAAAGAAAACCAGGAAGGGACUGGAAGUCAUGAACUUACAGGUAGUCAUGGUCAUUUGUGUCAGCCCAAGAGAAAAGAGAUCCCGAUAAAUGAUGAUGAUGAGCUGGUUGUGUUAAUUCCAAUAGGAGAUGUGCCGCAAUCCCAAGUUCAGAAAAAAGAUUCUCUUCAUUUAGGUCUCACUUGGGGAGAGAGAACCAAGCGCACACUAUGUGCCAAAAGAAAACGAGGAAGCGACUCAAGGAAGAAUGAGUCUGCUUCAGAUUGUGACGCCGAGAGAACAUCUGAAUCUAGCAUAAAAAAUGAAGAAGGAAACCUCAAAGAACACAAGGAGCCAACACUGCAACAAAUUUUUGGAAUGAAACUGAGGAAGAAGAAGAAGAAAACAACUAAUAUUGAAGAAUCUGGAGAUAAGGAUUCUGAAAGCGCUCGUACGAGCAAAGAUUAUGGUGCAGAACUGAUCGGUUCUAAAAUAAAAGUUUGGUGGCCAUUGGAGCAAGCGUUUUACGAGGGAGUCAUUUCUUCUUUUGAUUCUGAGGCAAACAAACACAAGGUCGUAUAUGAUGAUGGUGAAGUAGAGAAAUUGAGACUACAUAAAGAACGAUGGGAAAUGCUUGAAGACAAUUCAUCUCAAAAGGAUUCCAAAAGGCCUUGUUCCAUCAAAGAUUAUGGUAAGGAACUGGUUGGCGGUAGAAUAAAAGUUUGGUGGCCAUUGGAUGAAAAGUUUUACGAGGGAGUCAUUUCUUCUUUUGAUUCUGAGACAAACAAGUACGAGGUCGUAUAUGAUGAUGGUGAAGUAGAGAUUUUGAGACUACAUAAAGAACGAUGGAAGAUGCUUGAAGACAAUUCAUCUCGAAAGGAUUCUAAAAGGACUUGUACCAUCAAAGAUUAUGGUAAGGAACUGGUUGGCGCUAGAAUAAAAGUUUGGUGGCCAUUGGAUGAAAAGUUUUACGGGGGAGUAGUUUCUUCUUUUGAUCCCGUGGAGAGGAAACACAAGGUCGUAUAUGAUGAUGGUGAAGCAGAGAAAUUGAGACUACAUAAAGAACGAUGGGAGAUGCUUUAGGAUAAUUCAACUCAAAAGGACCAUGGAUUAGACUUUCAAGGCCAUGCUGUUUCAUCUGCUACGUCAUAAAGUACCGCAGAGUAGAAGGGCACUGAAUCAGUGGAAAUUUCUGUUGUGGAUAGGGAAGAAAACUCAACUGCUGGAAGUCUUGAAGAAUUUUCAUAAAGCAGUGUGAUGUAAGUGUAACUACUAAAUUAGGUUUACCAUUAAGGGAUGUGAUCCAAUUGAUUGGAGAAAUGAGAUGCUAGUCUUAGAAUA